Molecule: messenger RNA, 1411 nt
Organism: Zingiber officinale
Lineage: Eukaryota; Viridiplantae; Streptophyta; Magnoliopsida; Zingiberales; Zingiberaceae
Product: bidirectional sugar transporter SWEET12-like
Exons: 5
Coding region: 367-1122 (251 amino acids)
Biological process (GO): carbohydrate transport
Cellular component (GO): membrane
Molecular function (GO): sugar transmembrane transporter activity
Source: RefSeq, a predicted model, not a curated record
AUGGCUCUAGUCCUUCUUUCACAACUAGUGCACUUAUGAAGAGCAUUCAUUGUUUCAAUAUUUAGAUAAUAAUUGUUGGCCCCAUUAAGUAUGAACCACUUGGCCCCAUUAAGUAUGAACCACUUCAUGGUUUGAGCACGAAAUUAGACUCCUAACUCGAUCGAUAAGUCACCUUAACCUUGAAGAGUUAAGUCUCUUUUCUUCGCAUGUGUGCGUCUUAAACAACUAUGCCAAUCCCUAUAAAUAAGGCCCCCGAGAAACUAAGUAGACGCACCACAAACUAACUCGACUGUUUUGGGCUUCUUCCCUUCUCUGUUCCUAACUCCAAGGAAAGAGAGGAAGAGAGAAGCUCUUAGUGGAUCGAAGAUGUUGGUCAUCACCAUCGAAAACCCUGCUCUUACAGCGGCAGGCCUUCUAGGCAAUUUUCUAUCUGCAAUGGUGGUGCUGGCCCCUGUGUCGACCUUCUAUAGGAUCUGCAAGAAGAAGUCUACCGAAUCUUUCCAAUCAGUGCCAUAUGUGGUCGGGCUAUUCAGCGCGACGAUGUGGGUCUACUAUGGUCUCCUCACUUCAGAUGUGCUGCUGCUCACCAUCAACAUUGCCGUUUGCUUCAUCGAAGUCAUCUACCUCUUCAUCUUUCUUCUUUAUGCUCCACCAAAGUCCAGGAUAUAUACGACGAAGCUGAUAGCAUUGAUCAAUGUGGGGGUCUUCGGUUGCCUAAUUCUCGUAAGCAACCUCUUCAUCAAGGAGAGCAAAAGAGCUCGUAUUACGGGAGGGAUAUGUGCUUCGUUCGCAGUCAGUGUCUUCGGGGCUCCUCUCAGUAUCAUAAGGCAUGUAAUAAGAACCAAAAGCGUGGAGUACAUGCCAUUCUCGCUGUCCUUCUUCCUCACACUGUCCGCAAUAGCAUGGCUCAGCUAUGGGGUCCUUCUCAAGGACCCAUUUGUCGCGGUGCCAAAUGUGUUUGGGUUCCUGUUGGGGAUCACCCAAAUCAUCGUAUACUUGAUCUACAUGAACUAUAAUAAGAAGGAUGAUAUUGAUGCAAAGAUAGGUAGCCAAGAGCUCCCCGAGAAGAAGAGCAACCCGGAAGGCGAGGCGUGUGAGUGUGGUCAAAUGGCAGAAGUCUAGGACCGAGGAGGAAGAAGAAGAAGGUUCAAAUGUCAUUCAAUCCAACGACGAUGAUCAUGAACUCUCUAUAGUUUAACUUUUAAUUUACGAAUCGAAUUUAGGGAAUGAUAUUUACCUAUUACCUAUGUGUUGUCGUUCUAAUAACAGGCACUCUGUUGUUGCCUGAUAGAUUGGGGGGGAGUAUAUAGGAUGAGUGCUAUUUUAUUAUGUAUUGUGGUGUUAUUGUAUCCAUGUGGUUAUCGAUCAUCGAUCGACUUUAACUUUUAUCACUCGAGGUGCGUUUGGUUCA